AUGGCCACAAACAUAACCACAGAUCAAUCAGCUCUUCUUGCCUUGAAAGCAAGCUUUGCUCUAAACUCUUCUCAUCCCUUCACUCAAAAUUGGUCUUCUCAAGCUUCAGUUUGUAAUUGGAUUGGAAUCAGCUGUGGCUCUCGCCACCAUAGGGUGACUGCAUUAAAUGUAUCCAACAUGAACAUUCAUGGAACCAUUUCGCCACAGUUGGGAAACCUCUCCUUUCUCGUUUCUCUCGAUGUGAGCAAAAAUAAUUUCCACGGAGACUUUCCUCAAGAUUUGUCUCGUUUACGUCGAUUAAGGGCAAUUGAUCUCGGAUACAAUAAUUUUAGCGGAGAAAUUCCAAUGUGGUUUGGUUUAUUUUCUGAGCUUAAGAUGUUAAUUCUUGAUAACAAUGCUUUCACUCAUAUACCUCCUUCUAUUUCUAACCUAUCCAAGUUAGAAACUCUCAGUGCUAGAUACAAUCAUCUUCAAGGCAAUAUUCCCAAAGAGAUUGGCCACCUUCAAAAUCUUAAAGAGUUGGUUUUAGUCAGUAACCAACUUACUGGCUCUAUCCCCUUCUCCAUUUUGAACAUCUCUUCCUUGGAGACUUUAGCUCUCACAUAUAAUCAAUUAUCAGGAAGUCUUCCUGUAGAUAUCUGCAGCCGUCUUCAAAGAAUCAAAAGCAUUUCAAUAAUUUCCAACCAAUUGAGUGGUCACAUUCCAGCAGGUUUAUCUAAUUGCUCAGAACUGUAUGACUUGGCUUUGUCCUAUAAUAAGCUCAGCGGGACCAUUCCACCGGAACUUGGAAAGUUGGAAAUGCUUGAGAUAUUAAGCCUUGGGGGAAACAACUUAGAAGGCAUAAUUCCAGAGACGAUUGGAAAUUUACGAAAAUUGCAGAAAUUGCAACUUGAGAACAACCACAUAGUGGGUUCAAUACCGCGCACCAUAUUCAACAUGUCAUCACUAUUGUUACUUAAUUUCAACACCAACAAUUUAUCAGGUAAUUUUCAAGCAAAUCAUUCUUGUUUGGUAAUCCAGUCUAGUCUUGCAUAUGGAAGUUGUUGA
Molecule: messenger RNA, 1047 nt
Organism: Nicotiana tabacum (common tobacco)
Lineage: Eukaryota; Viridiplantae; Streptophyta; Magnoliopsida; Solanales; Solanaceae
Source: RefSeq, a predicted model, not a curated record